Messenger RNA from Melospiza melodia melodia, 3524 nucleotides. RefSeq names its product pseudouridine synthase 7 (gene PUS7). Lineage: Eukaryota; Metazoa; Chordata; Aves; Passeriformes; Passerellidae. Gene Ontology annotation, cellular component: nucleus. The coding region runs from base 989 to 2926 and encodes 645 amino acids. The transcript is spliced from 18 exons. The record is from RefSeq and is a predicted model, not a curated record. Gene Ontology annotation, molecular function: RNA binding; pseudouridine synthase activity. Gene Ontology annotation, biological process: pseudouridine synthesis.
CUGCCUGGUGCCGCGCCAGCAGUAAUCGCUCGGCGGCUCCUGUUGCAGAGAGUCAAGUGUUUUAUUUGUAGUAGUAAACUCAGUCUCUGUUAGAACAUCGAAAUUGCUGCGGAGUUGAUGUUUAUGCAGAUUCUGGCUUUUAUGGAAACACCUGUUAGGAAAAGGGCCGAGACAAUUGAGCAGCUGUCAAAAUAUAAUAGGAGCCUCUCACGAGCAGCCUGCGCAAGUGAGGCGGUGUGUGCCCGCUCGCUUCAGGGUGCUCCUUCAGGCAAUUAUCCUGCAGAAUUCAUCCCGGCGAUGGCUGCCGUGGGGCACAGCAUAGCACUCUGUAGUAUGUGAGUCACUGUUCUGCUGUGAGAAUAGUCUGUGUGUGACAGCUCCGGAGUGUUUGUGCCCAACAUCAAAUUCUCGUAACAGUCUGUAUAAAUCAAUAACUAGGUAUUACAGUUUUGUUUAAGAAGCACGAGAUUUCUUUUCUUACUACCUUUGGCAGAUGUCUCAGAGGAUUUCACUGUGCUGAAUGCUGUUUUGUUCGCUGUGUGAAGAUACAAGCCAUCUAAAAGCCAUUUCAACUUCAGUGCUUUAUAACCCAGCCUCUGUAAAUUUUGGUACAUGGGAAGAGAGUCUGGAAACAGCAAUGAAUUGCUUCACUUGGCUAUGACUUUUAUUUGUUGUUCCUCUUGAAAGAAGGAUUUUAUGAACUUUUAUUUGAAGACAGACUAAAAUUGGUGCUUUCAGCUUGAAGGUGAUGCUCUGGCCCUUGGGGAAGGCAGUGGUAGUGCAGGAGGUUGGAGUUGGUGUAUCGAGAUUUCUUUCUGCUGCUCAGUUCUUCUGCUCCCAUGUGAGUGUUCUCCAUGGGCCCCUCAAGUGUCCCUGUCCCAGCGUGGGCACCUCCACAGAUCUGAAGGCAGUGGUUCUGCUGACACAAAGACUGCAACUCUGAGCCCUAUUCCACCAGCGGCUUCCUAUCCUACCCUGUGCCUUAAACAUGGAAACUGUAGAAGUGAAUAGUGUAUCCUUGAAACGUCCUCGCUCUGAGGAUGAUGUGGCCAAUGCAGAUGAAAUUAAAAGACAGAAGAUCUUGGAGAAGCCCAAGGCAGAGAACAACUCUGGGCAGAGUAUUGAGAAUGUAACAGAACAACCCAAGGACACGAAAAGUGAAAUAAUCCCCACUGAGGAAAGUGAGGAGCAGGAAGAGGAGGAAUUAGAGGAUAGUGAUGAAGAUGGAGAUCCAGAGAGCUUUGCAGACAUGAUGAAGCAUGGACUGACAGAAAGCGAUGUUGGCAUAACUAAAUUUGUUAGCUCUCACAAAGGGUUUUCUGGAAUCUUAAAAGAGAGAUACUCAGACUUUGUUGUCCAUGAAAUAGGCAAAGAUGGACGUGUGAGCCAUUUAGAUGACUUUUCUGUUCCAGUGGAUGAUGAGGACCCAUCAGAAGAAACAUUUACAGUUCUGUCAGAUGAAGACAAGCAGCGUUUAGAGGAGCUCCAGCUUUUUAAGAAUAAGGAAACUAGUGUUGCCAUAGAGGUAAUUGAGGACACCAAAGAAAAAAGAACCAUCAUCCAUCAGGCUGUGAAGUCCUUGUUUCCAGGACUAGAGACUAAAACAGAAGAUAGAGAUGGAAAGAAAUACAUUAUUGCUUAUCAUGCUGCUGGGAAAAAAGCAUUGGCAAAUCCAAGAAAGCACUCUUGGCCAAAAUCUAGGGGAAGCUACUGCCAUUUUGUACUGUACAAGGAGAACAAGGACACUAUGGAUGCCAUCAAUGUCCUGUCCAAAUUUUUAAGAGUGAAGCCAAACAUAUUUUCUUACAUGGGAACUAAAGAUAAAAGGGCUAUAACAGUUCAAGAGAUCGCUGUUCUCAGAAUCACUGCACAAAGACUUGCUCAUUUGAAUAAAUGUUUGAUGAACUUCAAAUUAGGAAAUUUCAGUUACAAGAACCAUCCCCUGAAAUUGGGAGAACUGCAAGGGAACCAUUUCACUGUUGUUCUCAGAAACAUAACAGGAACUGAUGAGCAGAUAGAGCAAGCAAUGCAUUCACUCAGGGAAAUUGGAUUUAUUAAUUACUAUGGAAUGCAAAGAUUUGGAACCACAGCUGUUCCUACUUAUCAAAUUGGCAGAGCUAUUCUACAGAACAACUGGAAUGAAGUAAUGGAUUUGAUAUUAAAGCCACGACCAGGAGCUGAAAAGGGAUAUUUAGUCAAAUGCAGAGAAGAAUGGGCAAAGACUAAAGAUCCAGCAGCAGCCCUCAAGAAACUGCCUGUAAAAAGGUGCGUGGAAGGACAGCUUCUACGUGGACUCUUAAAGUAUGGAAUGAAGAACAUAAUCUCUGCAUUUGGCAUAAUACCAAGAAAUAAUCGUUUAAUGUACAUUCAUAGCUACCAGAGUUAUGUGUGGAAUAAUAUGGUGAGCAAGAGAAUAGAAGAAUAUGGGCUUAAAGCUGUACCAGGAGAUCUCGUACUUAAAGGAGCCACAGCUGUUCACAUUGAAGAAGGAGAUGUUGAUAACUACACUAUCCAUGAUGUAGUGAUGCCAUUGCCUGGAUUUGAUGUUAUUUAUCCAAAGCACAAAAUUGGUGAGGCCUACAAGGAGAUGCUGGUAGCUGACAACCUUGAUAUCAACAACAUGAGGCAUAAAAUCAGAGAUUACUCACUUUCUGGAGCAUACAGAAAAAUUAUCAUUCGGCCUCAGAAUGUCAAUUGGGAAGUUGUUGCAUAUGAUGAUCCUAAAAUCCCAUUAUUUACUACGGAUCUGGAUAAACUGGAAGGAAAACCAUUACCAGUUCUCCCUACAGAUGGCAAAUUCAGGGCACUAAAGAUGGAGUUCUCCCUUCCCCCAUCCACUUAUGCCACCAUGGCGAUUCGAGAAGUUUUGAAAAUGGACACAAGCAUAAAGAACCAGACACAACUGAACACGACCUGGCUGCGCUGAAUGAACUGCAGAAUGACUUAAUUUUAACAAAGUGUUUUCUUAUUUACACGUUCUGUACAAAUCUUUAAAGAGUCACAGUAAGAGAUUUGUAUUUUUUUAAGUUUUUUUAGUGCUAGCAUUUAACUUCAGUAGUCCUUUGCAAGAUGGUGACUGUAACAUAAUACAGAUUUUAGUGACUGGUGCUUUUUACUGAAUAAGUAAGUUACCUGAGCUGUAACAUGGGUGCAUCUUUAGAAUUGUGCUUAUAAUGGCAUUAGACUUGGAAGAAUGUUUAGCUUGCUUUCUUUGGGCAAGCACUGAAUGUUUUCAAGAGGAAGACUUCUGCCACACUUGAAGUCUUUUCAAAUAUAAUGCAUUACAUGGGGAAAGAAGAAUUACAACAAAACUAAGAUACUGAUGAACAUAUGUAUUGCUGGAGUUUUGCUGGUAGCAUUUGCACUGAUCCGGUAGCAGAUUCUGUUAGCAGGGCUUUUGUGUGCUGUAAAACCGUACAGCUCUUUUAAAUAGUUCGACUUUUCAUUGAGAAAAUACUUGUAUUUUCCAGCUAAUACCUGUACCAAAGAACAGGUACUAAAAAUAAACUAACCUGAAACUCUGA